GAAUUCCACACCUUAGUUGAUGCGCCCGCCUCAGCCUUCCAAAGUGCUGGGAUUACAGGCGUGAGCCACUGCGCCCGGCCGUGUCCAGUUAAAUUUGAGUUAAGAUAAACGAUGAAUAAUUGUUAAGUCCUAAACAUUGUAUGCACAUAUUUAUACUUUAAAAAUUACUUGUUUAUCUGAAAUUAAAAUUUAACAGGACGUCCUGUAUUUUCUCUGGCAGCCUUGGCAUUGAGCGUCCCCCGUCCUCUGCUCAUACCCAGUGGCAAGACUGGGAUCUUCUAGGCUCUUGUCCAUCUGGGAAAUAAAUACAGAUUUCACCCAGGCUAUAAAAACCGGCUGUCUUAGUUGCUAAGAUGCUUUUAGCUCCAAGCCUAAUGGGCAAGCUCCAGGGGUCCCCCUGGCCAUAACUGGACCCAUUUUCGGAAUCCCCAUGACGAUGCCCUCUGUGUUCCCUUUCACAACAGAAGUCAAGCAUAGCUGUCUUCUCUUACGGGAGAGCUGAGAACUAGGCAGACAAAAUGGUCAGAGUCUAGAAGUAACCACCACAUUUGGGUGUGGGGUAAACCGGUAUUUGAGAUCUGUGUUGCAGUGGACAGUAUCAGAGAGCCUGAGGGUGUUAAGGGGAGAGUGUAGUGUUCAUCUCACCUUGUGUCUCAUUUUGUGGAUGAGGCCCAGUGAGAGAAAUAGAUGUGUCCCAGCCACUCAGAAAACCUGUAGUAGAUACAUCUGGAAGCUCAAUUCCCAGCCUCCUUACCCUGCUCAGUCCAUACUUGCUGAUGAAGUCAGCUUGCAGCAUUUAUGAUAGGCAUUUAUUAAAGUAGAUGCAAUAGUACAUAUGUAGUACAGAUGAGCUCUUUGGGUCUUUGUUGUUCCUAUACCCCUCUACAGCUUCCUGACCUUCACCCCAAGGCUUCUUUAGCUUUUACUCUGCCCAGUGGGGAAAAUGGCUAUCUGGGCUCAGUUAUGGGAGCCUGGCCUUUGCCUACUUCAGCUCUUGGGCUCUCACCACUGUGGGUGGUGUGAUCUAGGACUUGUUUUUGUUAUCUUGGAACCAGAAGGGGUGUUCUUGGCAGGGUUGGGUCUGGCCAGUUAUGUGGGUAGAAGGGCAUCCUUUUCUGUCCUGCAAUUGGGCUUCAUGGCACAUGGCCUCACAUGGUGCCUGGGGACUUUCCUAAGGUUCCACCAUGAGCCAGACUUUGCCCUCACUCCUGAUUUGAAACUAAACCUCUUGCUGAACUGGCCUGAAUACUGGGAUUCCUCAGAUUGCUUGCCCUGAGGAUAUGCUCUGGGCUUGACCUGAUAAACCUGCAGCCUCCUAUAGACCCUGACUUCCCAGCCUCCUAAUCCCAGUCUUAUGAGAUAAAGUAGAGUAGGCUGGAGGUCAGUGGGCUCGGGGUCAGUUGGUGGGACAAUCAACAGACUCCUGGCAGCAGAGGUAGUAAAGAGGCAAGGAAGGAGUGCCAGAAAGGGGCGUUGCCCCUGGGUAAGAGCUCAGAAGUGCAGGGGGUGGAAAAGGGGUGGGAUGGGAGCCCACUGGUAGAAAUUACUCCCUCUGUCAAUGAUUAACUCACAGCCAAAGAGAUGACCUAGGAGGAGGGCCCAGCUAAUAGGACCCUUGGACUUAAGGCAGAGUAUCCAGAGGGCCGGCAUGUGGUCUGCAGAAGAGGAGGACAUGGCUGGGUGGCAGGGCUGGUCUCCAAGGAUGAGUGAGAUCCUGCAGCUGUGGGCUUCAGGAAGUCUCCUGGGGCUAUCAGAUGGCUCCUUCUUGUAGCAGCCACUGUGGGGUCCACUGGCCGUGGGGGACCUCCUGUCUUUUGCCUUGCAAGGGCCUCAGUUGUGCUUUUUCCCUCUAGGCAGCCAUGGGUGCCAGGCAGUGCUGAGAGCAGUGGGGCAUGGCUGCAGCCCUGCAGGUCCUGCCCCGCUUGGCCCGAGCCCCCUUGCAUCCACUCCUCUGGCGGGGCUCAGUGGUCCGGCUGGCCAGCAGCAUGGCCUUGGCAGAGCAGGCCCGGCAGCUGUUUGAGAGUGCUGUGGGUGCAGUGCUGCCGGGCCCCAUGCUGCACCGGGCACUAUCCUUGGACCCUAGUGGCAGACAGCUGAAGGUGCGGGACCGGAGCUUUCAGCUGAGGCAAAACGUCUACCUGGUGGGCUUUGGCAAGGCUGUGAUGGGCAUGGCAGCUGCCGCUGAGGAACUACUGGGCCAGCAUCUUGUGCAGGGCGUGAUCAGCAUUCCCAAGGGGAUCCGUGCUGCCAUGGAGCGCGCCAGCAAGCAGGAGAUGCUGCUGAAGCCACAUAGCCGUGUCCAGGUAUUCGAGGGUGCGGAGGACAACCUCCCAGACCGCGAUGCACUGCGGGCUGCGCUGGCCAUCCGGCAACUGGCUGAGGGACUCACAGCUGAUGACCUGCUGCUCGUACUGAUCUCAGGUGGUGAGCCUCAUCCUGUCAGAUGUGGUGGGGGACCCUGUGGAGGUGAUUGCCAGCGGCCCCACUGUGGCCAGUUCCCACAGUGUGCAAGAUUGCCUGCAUAUCCUCAAUCGCUACGGCCUCCGUGCAGCCCUGCCACGUUCCGUGAAGACUGUGCUGUCUCGGGCCGACUCUGA
Messenger RNA from Chlorocebus sabaeus (green monkey), 2597 nucleotides. It is a transcript of the gene GLYCTK, whose product is annotated as glycerate kinase. The record is from RefSeq and is a predicted model, not a curated record. Gene Ontology annotation, cellular component: cytoplasm. Gene Ontology annotation, molecular function: glycerate kinase activity. Lineage: Eukaryota; Metazoa; Chordata; Mammalia; Primates; Cercopithecidae. Gene Ontology annotation, biological process: protein phosphorylation.